AUGGCUGGAACCGAGUCGUUGAGGGACGUGACACUGCGACCAUGGCCAGCACCGAAGAAGGAGGAGCUAAGCCAGGAAGACUUGUUCCUCCAAAUCCAGCAGCUCACGACUGAACGGGGACAUUUACGCGACAUCACCGAGAAGUCCCUCCACGAGGAUAUUGCUGCAGGCAAAGACGUUCCAGAUGAGGCCAAGGAAGACGUGGAGUCGGGUGCGAAGGAGAAGGAUGCUCCAACCAAGCAAGAGAUGCUUGAGAAGGUCUUCAAUGCGCAGAGGGAGAUGUACGGACACCUAGAAUGGGCCAAGUUUGCUGCAGAAAAUGCGCUCGACCUUAUCUCGCUCGUGCUGUCCCAAGAUCCGAACAAGCGCUCGGCGGCAUCCUUUAGCCAUACUUUUCGAGAAAUGGGGUUGAGUCAAGGCAUUCCGUUUGGUUCGUUUGGAAUCAGCAGAGAGAAUCACGAAUUUCACGUGCGGAAGCCAGAUGAAAUACUGAGGUUGCAGGAACAAGAGGACAGACAAGUAGUCGCGGCAAAAGGAUCGAGGAUGGAAUCGCUCGACUCUGCGGUAGACGAGAUACUCAAAGCAGCGAAGAAGUUGGAAAAGGAAGUACGCAGGGAGACAAAGUACUGGAAGGAGAUUGUGUCUGUAUCUGACAAGGGCUGGCCAAUCCAACGACUGCGUCAAAAUGCGCGCCACGUGCCCUUUGGCGUGCGUUAUGGCCUUCCUGAAGCGAGCGAUCACUUCAAGGCACGCGGCUUUGCGCCUCUGAACAUGGACAAAGACGGAAGCAUCAUUCUAGACCCAGCACUGCGACUGAAGCCCAAGACAUUCCGCGUGAGGAUCAGCGAGAACGGAAGGAUCAUAGGCACAUCACAACUUCCAAUCGAAGCCGAAUGCAAAGAACUUCCGAUCGAGAAAUCCAUUCAACUCGCGCGGGACUCCUUGUUGGAAGAGGAACUAUAUCACGAGAUGAGCCUGGAGACACGACAACUGUUAGCCUACGGAGUCGAGUUUCGAGAUUCAGUUAUACAUGUGGAUGCACCGCGAAUGGGUGGUACAUCGCAUUCUCGAAAGCUGCUGAUCGAUUGUAUUCCCCGAGAUGAUUCUGUUCCCGGCGGUCAAGAGCGUUCGCAUGAUUGGCUCGCGCAGAACGUCGCCGAAGCGUUACGCCUUCUCCUCGCUCACGAACACAGCAUGCGCCUCUACCGAAGAUCCCAGCUCCCACCUCCGCUGACCGGACGAGCACGAGAGAAGCCACCACCACCAUUACUUCGCACUCUACUAGCAGUGUUCCGCCAUCUUGAAGGUGUUGGCUCUCUUCACGUUUAUCUCGAAACUGUCGCAAGGACAUUGAACAGCGCCGGCUUAGAUGUGACAUUAACAACGACCCUCGAAACCUCCUGGGCAAAGCUUACGGAAAGCCUGAAAGAGUCCUCCAAAAAAGGUCUUUCCGCCACUGAUCAACUGCUCGAUGUAUUUAUGAAGCCAUUCGACGGAAGGGCUACAUUGACUCUGCCAUCAUGGAGUGGGCAAUCGGAGAGCAUGACUAUAGCUACACGAACUAUAGUCGGCCAGCCCACAUUCGGCACAGAGCACAAACUCACCAUGCCAUCCUCGCUAACGUCGGAUCUUGGGCUAUUCCAGGAGUUGAAGUUUUCGGUCGUUGAAGAGGUCAAGUCCUACAUAGACUGGAUCCUCACCCUUCAAAUAGCGCAUAGGCUAGUCAAGAGCGAAUACUCUUCGCGAGUAGUCAUCAAAACCCAUGGCCAAAGGGUUACGAUCGUCAGCAGGGGAACCAAAAAGGGCUCCACUGCCUCGAAAGAUAUUUCGGUCGAGGUCCAGCAUGGUGAGUUGAAGGUCACGGCGACAGCUGUCAACCCACAGGAAGGGGCCGAAGAUUCCGAGCGAGUGCACACCUGGAAUGGGCAGAAAGAAGCAAUAUCUCUCAAAGAGGUAGUCAAGAGCUGGGUGGAAUGA
Messenger RNA from Cucurbitaria berberidis CBS 394.84, 1977 nucleotides. RefSeq names its product mediator of RNA polymerase II transcription subunit 17. Gene Ontology annotation, molecular function: transcription coregulator activity. Gene Ontology annotation, biological process: regulation of transcription by RNA polymerase II. Gene Ontology annotation, cellular component: core mediator complex; mediator complex. The record is from RefSeq and is a predicted model, not a curated record. NCBI's taxonomy places the organism in Eukaryota, Fungi, Ascomycota, Dothideomycetes, Pleosporales, Cucurbitariaceae. The coding region runs from base 1 to 1977 and encodes 658 amino acids. The transcript has 3 exons.